Paraphaeosphaeria sporulosa is the source of this 1311-nucleotide messenger RNA. RefSeq names its product tryptophanyl-tRNA synthetase. The coding region runs from base 1 to 1311 and encodes 436 amino acids. The record is from RefSeq and is a predicted model, not a curated record. Gene Ontology annotation, cellular component: mitochondrial matrix; mitochondrion. NCBI's taxonomy places the organism in Eukaryota, Fungi, Ascomycota, Dothideomycetes, Pleosporales, Didymosphaeriaceae. The transcript is spliced from 2 exons. Gene Ontology annotation, molecular function: ATP binding; tryptophan-tRNA ligase activity. Gene Ontology annotation, biological process: mitochondrial tryptophanyl-tRNA aminoacylation.
AUGCUCUCACGACAGUCGCCGCGCGCCUUGCGGAGGGCCCAAUCGCUCCGAUGGCCGCCCAAUGCCGUGUCUCGCCGCGCCGAGGCGACCGGCACGUCUUCCCAGUAUUUUCACAGCAUCAACGCGCCCGACGCUCCUUCAGAACGUGCUCCUCCGCAUAGUACUUCUGUCCAGGCUCAAAAAUGUAAGGAUAGGCAAUGGACGAGGGCGCCGAGAAUCAUCUUCUCCGGUAUUCAGCCCACGGGCGUCCCGCAUCUGGGCAACUAUCUUGGGGCGCUGCGCGCAUGGGUCAAGCUGCAAGACGAAGGACUCGACGACGACAAGCGAUUUUUUUCCAUCGUGGACCUCCAUGCCAUCACCGUUCCCCAGGACCCGCACACGCUGCUUCGGCGAAAGAACGAGACGUACGCAUCAUUGCUAGCCAUCGGCUUGGAUCCCAACAAGAGCUUGAUAUUCAUGCAGAGCGCCAACCCUGCGCACAGCGAGCUGAUGUGGCUUUUGAGCUGCCACGCAAGCAUGGGCUACCUAGGACGGAUGACACAGUGGAAGAGCAAAGCCGGCGUGGCCGACGAUGCGGACCCUCUGGAGUCUGCCCCCAACAAGCCCGCCCUCAAGCUCGGCCUAUUCUCCUACCCCGUCCUCCAAGCCGCUGAUGUCCUCCUCUACAAUGCAACCCAUGUUCCUGUUGGCGAGGAUCAAGCGCAGCACCUCGAGUUCACGCGCGAGCUUGCGCAGAGCUUCAAUCACAUAUAUGCCCGACCCGACGCCGAUCCGACAGAAGUCGAGGCUUUUAGGGGCUUCAACAUACCGCGGACCAUUCUCUCUCCUGCCAAGCGCGUCAUGUCGCUCCAAGACCCCACCAAAAAGAUGUCAAAGUCGGACCCAGACGAGCGGUCGCGCAUCCUCAUCACCGACACCCGCGAGCAGAUCCAAGCCAAGAUCAAAGCUGCCCUUACCGAUUCCACGCCCGGAAUCUCGUACGACCGCGAACUGCGGCCCGGCGUUUCCAACUUGCUAGACAUCAUGUACUACAUGGACCAAAGCAAGUACGAAUCUCCCAUGGCCAUUGCCCGUGAUUUCACAAAUGUCAGCAUGAGAGCCCUAAAAGAGGGGGUCGCAACCGCGGUUGCCGACCACCUUGAACCGAUACGGGAGCGCUACAACGAGCAGAUAGCGCGGUCACAGGAGGACGUCGACACGGAGAGAUGGAAUAGCGGGCGAAUCGUGGGAGCCCAAUCCGAUCGGAACAUUCAGAGAGUGAAGCAGGCAAUGGGCUUGCGUCCAGUAGGACCGCUGACAUCUCCCGAGUAG